Molecule: messenger RNA, 2130 nt
Organism: Myotis brandtii (Brandt's bat)
Lineage: Eukaryota; Metazoa; Chordata; Mammalia; Chiroptera; Vespertilionidae
Product: disintegrin and metalloproteinase domain-containing protein 18
Exons: 18
Coding region: 1-2130 (709 amino acids)
Biological process (GO): binding of sperm to zona pellucida; cell adhesion; proteolysis
Cellular component (GO): plasma membrane
Molecular function (GO): metalloendopeptidase activity
Source: RefSeq, a predicted model, not a curated record
AUGGCGAAGGAGGCAGCAGGGUUGCAGGAACAGGUGCUACCUCGGCCUGACCAUGUGGAAGGGGGCGGCAGCCGCGAGGCCAACAACCCUCAUUUCCUGGUAUAUACAUACAACAAGUCAGGACCGUUGCAUCCACAUUCUUCAUUUAAAAAGAGGCAUUGCUUUUACCAAGGAUAUGCUGCAGAGAUUCCAAAUUCAGUCGUGACACUAAGCACCUGUUCUGGACUCAGGGGAUUAUUGCAGUUGGUGAAUGUCAGUUACGGAAUUGAACCAUUGGAAUCCACAGCUAUGUUUGAGCAUAUGCUUUAUCAAAUAAAGAAUAAUAAAGCUGAUUUUCUCCCCUUACAAGACAAUUAUACUAUGAUCCAAUUGGGAGAUCAGGCGUACAGGAUUCUGGUGAAGUCAGAAAAAAAACCGGAUAUUGCACUAUUAACAAGAACUCUGAAAAUACAAAUCAUUAUGGAAAAAGCCUUGUAUGAUUAUAUGGGCUCUGAAGUGGCCAUUGCAACUGAGAAAAUUGUCCAUAUCUUUGGUCUUAUCAACACUAUGUUUUCCCAGCUGAAACUGACUGUUAUGUUAACAUCUUUGGAGAUCUGGUCAGAUCAAAAUAAGAUUUUAUGUACUGGGCAUGUUAGUGAACUACUACAAAGAUUUGUGUCAUGGAAAGAAAACAGUUUGUUUCAGAGGUCCCAUGAUAUGGCAUUCUUGUUGAUUUAUAGGGAUUAUCCAAAUUAUGUGGGAGCAACAUAUCAUGGAAGGGCAUGCGAUCCAAAGCUUGCUGCAGGAAUUGCUCUGUAUCCAAAGAGAAUAUCUUUAGAGGCUUUUUCAGUUGUUAUGGCACAGCUGCUUGGAGUUAAUCUGGGAUUAAGAUAUGAUGACAUCUAUAAUUGUUACUGUCCAGGAGCUGCAUGCAUUAUGAAUCCUCAAGCAAUACAUUCCCGUGGUGUAAAGCUGUUCAGCAGUUGCAGCGUAGAUGAAUUUAAACGUGUAGUUUCACAGCCUGAAUUUGAAUGUCUUCAAAAUCAAACCAUUUCAAAAGUGGUUGUCCAAGGAAGAGCAUCAGAAUGUGGCAAUGGAAUUGUGGAAAAGGGAGAGCAAUGUGAUUGUGGCCCUCCAGAGGAAUGUGAUUUUAAAAAAUGCUGUAAUGCUGAAACUUGUACAUUCAUUCCAUCUGCAGAAUGUGGCAAUGGACCAUGCUGUGACAAUAAAACUUGUCUGCUAUUCCCAAGAGGACAUAUAUGUCGGAGAAGCAUUGAUCCAUGUGAUUUUACAGAAUUUUGCACUGGAAGAUCUGAGUAUUGUGUGCCAGACAUGAAAGCUAUUGAUUUAGAACCAUGUAACAAUAAAACCGCCUUUUGCUAUAAGGGAGUAUGUCGAGAUCCAGCUAGACAGUGUGCGGAGUUAUUUGGAAAAUUUGCUAAAGGUGGAACGUAUCUAUGUGCAGAAGAAGUGAAUUUUCUACAUGAUGACUUUGGAAACUGUGGGAAAACUCGAUGUGCUUUUUAUAACACCUUGUGUGCAAAGAUAGUUUGUGACUGGACAAAUACACAUAUAACGGAAACGAGAAAUUUUGAUGUUCAAUAUACUUACCUUGGUGGCCAUAUAUGUAUGUCAGCAGCUACAAGAAAAGAUUCAAAAGUCACAGAUCCAGAUAAUACCUAUGUAACUGAUGGCACUAUAUGUGAUGACAAUAAGUUUUGUCUUGCUGGAAGUUGCUCUUUUGUUGCUAGUUACAAAAACCUUGCAUCCUGUAAUGCUUCAAAACGGUGCAAUGGACAUGGCGUUUGCAAUAAUAACUUCAAUUGCCAUUGUGAUAGCGGAUAUUCUCCUCCAAAUUGUGAGAAAACACUGUCAUCACCAGGAGGAAGUAUUGAUGAUGGGUAUUGGAAUUUUGACAAUGGGAAAAUUGUAAACUGGCCAAUAAAAAAACGACAUGCUGCUCCUAAAAUAAAAGUCCUCUUGAUCAGUUUCUUCGUUUUUCUACUUUCCCUUAUUUUAAUUGCCAUCAUUGUUCUUAAGUGGAAUAAAAUGAAAUUUUGGAAAAGAGAAGAAGCACUAAGUGAAGGGUCUAUGUCAGAAAACAGCAGUAGUAACAGCUACAUGACAUACACAGAAUUAAAGGUGAAAUGA